AUGGCGUCAGGGGCUGUUCCAACCGUCCCUGUGCUGGCGCGGGGGGCGGGGCACCCCGCCUCACCAUCCCUAGGCUGGUCUUUCCCCACCGGCGCACUACCGAACAUCUGCUGCUCAUUCGACCAACCAGACUAUUCCCCGCCGCCGCCGCCCCCACUGCCGCCCUGCUCAUCACCCGCGUGUUCCGCCGACCCCAUCGUCUCGGAAUCCAUGGUGCUGUGGGCUGUGGUGGCGGUGGCGGCACCGCCCCCUUCCUUCUCCGGAGGGGCGCCGCGGGCCAUGGUGGCGGUGGCGGUGCUGCCCCCUUCCUUCUCUGGAGGGGCGCCGCGGGCCGUGGUGGUGGUGGCAGUGCCACCGCCGCUACCGGCACCCCCUUCUGACGUGAUGGACCAUUGCCAGGAUUGCCAGGAUUGUAUAAAGUACCACUGCCGGUCCCCGGCCAUGGUACUGCCUCAUCCCACCCUUCCCAUCUGCUCCUUGAACAGCACAUGGCUGUUAACCUUCUUCACCAUUUAA
This is a messenger RNA of Volvox carteri f. nagariensis, 516 nucleotides long. RefSeq lists its product as uncharacterized. Lineage: Eukaryota; Viridiplantae; Chlorophyta; Chlorophyceae; Chlamydomonadales; Volvocaceae. Bases 1 to 516 code for a protein of 171 amino acids. The transcript is spliced from 3 exons. The record is from RefSeq and is a predicted model, not a curated record.